AUGAUCCUGCACUAUCCCGUCUGGGAGAUUUUCCCUGAACAUCCCGUCCUGGCGCGCAUCGCCCAUGUGGCAUCUCAGGUUGAUCUUUCUGGCCUUGUAGGGAUGGAUCGAAGCGUGAAGGCCUCUGCAAAAUCCACUCGAAGGUCGAUCUGGUGCGGAGAAUCAACAACGGGUAUGGUGCAGUCUAAAAACAAUAGAUACCGUCUUCAGCUUCGGAAAGGAGAUUAUUUCCGCAGUCUCCUAGUGCUCGUCCUUUUGUCUUGGCCAAAGGCCUCGCCAGGCCUGCGGGCUUAUCCGAGAUCCGACCGCCAACCACUAAAGCCGGUUCCAGGUUUCUCGCUCGACCGUAACGUUGCUUGA
Molecule: messenger RNA, 360 nt
Organism: Penicillium chermesinum
Lineage: Eukaryota; Fungi; Ascomycota; Eurotiomycetes; Eurotiales; Aspergillaceae
Exons: 1
Coding region: 1-360 (119 amino acids)
Source: RefSeq, a predicted model, not a curated record